AUGAAAUUUCAUUGGCUCAUUAUUUUUAUAAUUGCGAAUGAAAUUGAUCCCAAUUAUACCUUCAUUGAUCGUUUAAAAUCCUUAAAAUAUUCUGUUGAAAACUUGGCAAAUUCGUUGAAAAAUGUAAAACCAUUAAACCUUAUAAUGAAAACAUUAAGUUCGAAUCUUACAUCAAGAUUACAAAGAAUACCUCGAUCUCAUACUUUAUCCUUACUUGAAGGUUCAAACGGGAAAUGGACAAAUGAAAAUAUUACUGCCAUUGUAAAACUUCUACAUAAUGAUAGUCUGCAUUGGAGUAAAGAUGAAGUUAUUCAAUUAUUAGAGUUAAUAUCUCAGUCACAUACAUUGGAGUUAUUGAAUUUAUUUCCAGAAAUUUUAAAUGAUUGUUUCCGUAGUGAUCUUACGGAUACUAAAGAGAAAAAAAUAUCAGAAUGUUGCGUAGUUUGGUUUAAUAACUUUAUAGACAAGCUCAACUUAUCAAACGAAAGUGACUUGAUUUUUUCAAUGUUUCAACGUUUAGAACUUGUGCAUCCAUUGCUUAGUCAAAGAAUUAAUAUUUGGCAAAAUUUAUCAGAUAUUGCUAUAGAAAGAACAAAGAAUUGUCAAGAAAAUCAAAUCUUUGAUGCAAUAAACAAAAUGAUGUUAAAAAAUUAUUCUUAG
Molecule: messenger RNA, 660 nt
Organism: Rhizophagus irregularis DAOM 181602=DAOM 197198
Lineage: Eukaryota; Fungi; Glomeromycota; Glomeromycetes; Glomerales; Glomeraceae
Source: RefSeq, a predicted model, not a curated record